UUGUGAGUCGAGCUCGAGCUUCUCACUACUUGACUCGGCUCGACUCGUUUACAGCCGUAGGUGGGACACUACCAAAAAUAAAAAAACAAGCUAAGUGCGAGGAUGUUUAACGACAAAAGAAGUGCGUUUUAAAGUUGCUGCCACACCUUUAACUUUCUCUCCAUUGAUGAGGAGGUGGAGUACUGAAAAUGCAAAAAGACAGUGACGCAGUGAGUAGUCUAUUCUUUUACUCUGUUCCAUUGAUUGGAAAUAAAUCAUCAGCCUCUCCAAGGCAGUGGUAAUCCGUUCCUCAGUCUCCAUGGCAACCUCACUCGCUUCACAGGAAGGCAACAACUUUGAGGUUAGCAAUGAGAAAGAAGAAGAAGAACAAGGCAACCCGCAGAGAGCAUCUGAGAAGAUCAAUGAACUCUUUUCAACACUUCCCAAAGGGAAAGGUUGGUGGGCUGAGCAUCUCUUUCAUUACCAAGGCUUCUGGCUAUCAAACCGUGCGCUGGAAGGACUCCUGUUGAUUCAAGACAACUUCAAGCCUCAGCCAUCCGACAUUUUCUUGGCAAACACUCCAAAAUCCGGUUCCACAUGGCUUAAAGCCCUCCUUUUCAGCAUUGUAAACCUAAGCCGCUACGACUUCAGCUCCCACCCUUUGCUCAACACUCCUCCUCGAGACAUCUUUCCUUUCUUGGACUUCUACUUCCAACAAAAUAAGCCCAUUUCUGAUAUCGAGUCCCUCCCAUCACCUCGCCUUUUUUCGAGUCACUUGCCUUACAAUUUGUUUCCAAAAUCCAUCACUGCCUCUGGCUGCCGCUUUGUGUCGAUUUGGCGUGACCCAAAAGAUGUGUUUGUUUCCCAGUGGCAUUUCAUGAAGAAAUUGAGGUCCAAAGAAUUGCCAGCGGUUUCAAUGGAAGAAGCAUUCGACUUGUUCUGUAAAGGGGUCUCACAUUACGGACCUUUAUGGGAUCAUAUGUCAGGAUAUUGGAAAGCUAGCUUAGAAUCGCCAGAGAAAAUAUUGAUGUUGAAAUAUGAAGACAUGAAAAGGGAGCCUUUGGUUCAAGUCAAGAGAUUAGCUGAAUUCUUGGGUCAACCCUUUUCUAUUGAGGAAGAAAAUAAAGGGGUCGUGCAGGAAAUCAUAAACCUGUGUAGUUUCGAUAGUUUGCGCAAUUUACAGGUGAAUAAAACUAGAGACGGCCCAUCAAACGAAGGCCGGCCUGUCAAGAAUCCUGAUUUCUUCAGGAAAGGAGAAGUUGGAGAUUGGAAGAAUCAUUUGGUAGCUGAAAUGGCAGAAUACAUAGACCAAAUCAUCAAGGACAGGCUAUGUGGUGGAGGGUUGGCUUCUGGCUUCUGCCCCUAGACAAGGGAUUUAUAUAGGGUUGGC
Messenger RNA from Durio zibethinus, 1369 nucleotides. The record is from RefSeq and is a predicted model, not a curated record. NCBI's taxonomy places the organism in Eukaryota, Viridiplantae, Streptophyta, Magnoliopsida, Malvales, Malvaceae.